UUCAGUUGUAGUAGGGAGAGCAGGAAGCGGCAUUCUGACCAGGGCACGGCGGAGUUGCUGCAUCAAUUCGUUCCUGGAACCAUUCCUCGCUGACAUUUAUCGUUCAAACCACACUUUCGUGAAAUCUCGAAAGAUUACGGCUUCGGAACGGCCCUCUUUUGUCGACUCUGGUCACAGCUAUGGUCGUUUGAUUAUCCAACGGCCGGAAUAGCCAUGGCGGACUCGACAGGCCGCGACAAGUGGGAUGGCACCGGCCCCACUCGCUCCACCGCGUCCGUCUCCGAUUUAAUGCUCGGCGAAGUCGACCUUUCUGGUAACUCCGCUCUCCAGCGAUUCGCGGCUCUCGCGGCGGAAGAAGCGGACCGAGCGCGAGGCACGGCUCAUUCUUCCAUCGCCGCUGCCGCCGCCGCCGCUGCCGCUGACACGAUCAUUCCCGAUGUAAGAUCGUUCUCGGUAUUGCCGGAAGAGACGGCUGGUUCUGGUAGUUCUGUGAGUCAGUCACAGCCGGAAGGGGAGGACCGCUCAGAAAAAUCAUCACAGACGCGGAAGGAUGGAACAGCAGGAGCUUCGCAGAGAAUUCCAGGUUUUGGUCCUUCAGGUUCGGCUGCUGCUCCUGCUGCUGCUUCCUCGGCGUCGGUCCACCCGUUACACGGUGUCGUGACUGUACCGGAGAUUCCGUUGGAUCUGCUGCGGCUGAUCGACGCAGCGGCGCAUGAAGGACACCCGAAGGCCUUGACGAAGCUCCGACGGAUUGCUGCUGGCUUGGAAACCUUGGGGAGUCUUAAGAAGGGGAAGCGCGGCGAGGGGAAGGCGGAGGACGCUGUAGAGAAGCCGGAAGAGGAAGAAGCCAAUGGGGAAAAAACGAAAUCGGAAAAAACCGGGGGGGAAGAUGCCAACGGGGGAGGCGUCGCAAAAGAUAAGGAGGAAGAAGCGGAAGAGGAAAAGCAGGGUCAGGGUCACACCGAAGCAUCUGAAAAAGACGAGGAAGCGAUGGGGAGCGCGGAACGCGGAACCGGAAGCGAAGGGAAAGAGGCGGAGACACAGACAGGGGAGGAGGCGUUAGGGAAGGAGGAGACUUCUAGGCUGAUCGUUGAGACGCUAUUGGCGAUCAUGGGGGGGAGGCACGAGGAGGAGGAGGUGGGGCAAGCUGGCGCAGGCAGAGAGGAAGGCGGGGAGGGUCUGGGAAGCAGAAGCAGUGGCAGGAAUGGCAGCAUUGGGAGCAGUGUGGGCGGCAGUACUACGAGUAGCAGCAUGGGUGGUAGCAUUGGUGGUAGCAGCGUGGGUGGUGGCGGUGGGCAUGGGUGGAUGAAGGGAGGCCCGGUGAUCAUGCUCACUCCCGAAGCUGCAAGGCUCGGCGCGUGGCUGCUGCCAUGGCUGCCGUGCCACGAACCUGAACCUGAGCCUGCUGAUUCUCGUGGCAUUGAAACCCAGACUGCAGAGAAACCAGAAUCCGACGUGUCAGAGGGCGUGCUGCCAACCCAGUCUGCUUCCGACGGUGCCGAUUCUGCCACGUCAGCUGCUCACCCGCCUUGUGCUGACGCACCCGCUGCUGAUACCCCAUCCGUUGAUUCCACCGAUCCAACCGCCGAACCUACCAUCGACCCUGCUGCCAAAAGCUCUCCCAAGCCUGCGUCCCAGCCUCUCCCAGAUCCAGCUAAUCCCAAAGCUGCGCUCGCGCCUGCGGCUCUAGUGUCUCCUCGGACGCGCAUGGCGCGGGGCAUCGCCCGCGUGCUGCUGUCCUGCACGCGCAACCGCGCCCUCUGCGCCUCCAUGGGCCUCGUCCGCGCGCUGCUGGCCGCGCUGAGAGUGAUUCUCCUGGGAGGGGUGGAUGCGCAGGGGCUGCCCCCUGCUGCUGCUACCGCUGACGCCUUGCUGCUGCCAGGGAGGAAAGGCACAAGCUCGAAGAGUGAAGACAGCUGUGCUGAAGCAAGCACAGAGGCAAGCGAUAGCAAGGGUGACAGUGCUGACAGUGGCAGGAGCAGCAGCAGCAGAAGUGCGGUUGCGGAUCAGACAGGAGGCGAGGCUGGGUCCAUUGCUGUGGUGCGUCUGUUUGGUGUGGGUGAAGCAGCGUGGGACUGCUCCCCUUUGGUGACGGCGCUGGAGUCUCUGGCGGCUCACUCUCUCAACGUAGCUGAGCUCCAGGAAUGGAUGCGAUCCACAGAGGCUCUUAUCCUCCCUGCUGCCUCACUUGCUGCUGCUGCUCCGCCUCCUGAUGCUGCUGCUGUUGCUGCUGCUGGUGCCGAUCUAGACAACCCCAGGAGCAGCACGUGCAGCAGCAGCAGCAGUGGCCUAUAUGGCAGCAGCCGUGCAGCCCUCCUGCUGACAGCUCUGGAGCGUGCCAUGGCUGGGGAAGAGGCUCGGGGGCCCUCCCAUUCCUUCGAGCUGGACGGCCGAACCUCCGGGCUGCUAGGUCCGGGCGACAGCAAGUGGCCCUUCAGCAAUGGCUACGCCGUCGCCACGUGGCUGUACGUCGAAUCGUUUGUCGACACGUCAGCAUCGGCUAUCACCGCAGCAGCGAAAGCAGCAGCCAUUGCAGCAGCAAUCACGGCAAAGGGAGGGAAAGGGUCCGCUCAGGUGACUGCCGCUCAGAUCGCUGCUGCUGUGGCAGCAGCAAACUCCAACAUCCUCCACUUGCCACGCCUCUACAGCUUCCUAACCAUUGAGAACCACGGAAUAGAGGCCUAUUUCCACAAAGACACCCUAGUUGUGGAGUCUAAUUGCCCUUGGAGCGGUAUCAGGAACACCGUCCGUUUCCGGCACACCUUCCUCCCCCGCCGGUGGUACUUCCUAGCCCUAGAACACAUCUUCAAACCCUCUCUCAUGGGAAAAGCGGAGAGUGAGAUUCGGCUGUAUGUGAACGGGCGGCUCAUAGAAGCCUGCCCUCUCGAUCUCCCCCGGAUCGCCAACCCGCUAGGGUUUCUCUGCAUAGGCACCAACCCCCCUUCCAGAUUGAUUUUCAACUCCUCUCAGAAACAGACAGGAUCUCCCGCCCACCACCAGCACCGGCAGCAGCGGCUACAGUGCCCUCUGUUUGCUGAGCUCGGGCCUGUGUACAUCUUCAAGGAGCCAAUCGGGAGCGAGAGAAUUGCCAGGCUGGCGGUGCGUGGUGGGGACCACUUGCCUGUCUUUGGGGCGGGCGCGGGCGCGCCGGCUCACGUGGGGAGUGAGGUGAUGAUGAGGAAAGCGGAGGAAUCGUAUGGUCUGGAUUUGGACCUGGCUCCCAGCCUCCACCUCUUGUACCACCCCAAGAUGCUUCUGGGAAGGUUCUGCCCUGAUGCAUCUCCUGCCAUCGCAUCUGGUGCGUCUCACCCAACCUUUCAUUCCAACCCUAACCUGUCCGAAGACUGCCUCCGCUCCGUAGUAAGAAACCAAAACCUGGAACUUUUCCAUUCCACUUGCCAGUCGAACUCAAGUGCCUGCCAUGCUAUCUCCCCUCUUCCUACCCUCCUCUUUCUCUCAGGCGUUCAGCGCCGGCCAGCCGAGGUGGUGGGGCAGGUGCAUGUGGCAGCGAGGCGGCGAGCAGCUGAUGCCCUCUGGGCUGCAACAGAAGGGGGUCCUCUGGCUCUGCUCCCCCUCUGCAUCGAAGCUGUGGAUCUCCACACCAUGGCACCGCAGGUCCGCUCGCCUCCUCUCUCCCUCUCCGCCUCCCAGCUUCUUCCUCACGUCCUUCGCCUUAUUGCCCGCUCUCUCCGCCGCCCAAUGAACCGAGAAGAGCUUAAAGGAGCCGGCCCCACCCUCCUCUCCCACCUCCUCCAAUUCGUCCUCUCCUCCCCUCCCACUCUUAACGAAUCAGCUUCUAUCAGAAUAGCCCCUGCCGCUUCCUCCUCUCUAUCCACCCGGGGAAAGGAAAAGGACAAAACCCGAGAUAGGGACAAGGAGUUAGUGCACGCGUGCAUGCUCCUGGCCCACCUGCCCCGACCUGGCGACCACCUGAAGAAUCACCUGAUGGAGCACCUGCUGCUGCACCUGCCUCUGUGGGCGCCUUCCCACCUGAGCACUCAGAGAGCACUCCUGGCAGCCAUAGGGGACGCGGUACCUUUGGAGCUGCAGGCACUGCAAUCUGUGGGAGCCGUCUCGCUCCUCCUGGACGGCUGUCGCCGCUGCUACUGGAUGACCUGGGAGCCCUCCUCUGUGCGCCUCUGCACUGCCAGCUGGCAUUCCAACGCCGCAGGAGCGAAGGAAAAAGGGGCAGGAGGAGCAGCAGCUUCUGAAGCAGCAGGGGAAGCAGGGGGUGCGGAGUGGGGGAGGGAGGACAUGCAUGGGGAGAGGGAGGGGAUGAUGGGGGAGGUGAAUGGCAUGGUGAAUGCAGUCAUGGCGGUGCUAGAGAAGCUGGUCAGUGCAGGCGUGGGGCUGGCUGUGAUGGGAGCAGACAUGCGCGCACUUGUCAGCUUUGCACUGCAGUGCCCUCAAGCCAACCAGCUGGUGUCUGCAGGCAUGGGGCUGGCUGUGAUGGGAGCAGACAUGCGCGCACUUGUCAGCUUUGCACUGCAGUGCCCUCAAGCCAACCAGGUGGCCCGAGUGCUGCUGCUGCUGUACCGCCUCAUGUCUCAGCCCAACAGCAGCCGGGCUUCAGCCUUCAUGGUGCAAUUCCUAGCAGCAGGCGGGGCAGAGAUGCUGCUGGCGCUGCUGCUGAGAGAAACCCAGUAUGGGGAGACCUACCCUGUCACUUUCCCGGCCAAAUCUGGCAGACGGCCAAUCAGAAGGCGGCUGGUUCCUGCGCCGGGCGGCGAAGGCCUUGAUAGUAAGGUAGAGGGAGAGGGAGGGGAGGUGGAAGGUGACAAGGGGAGGGAGGAGAGGGGAAGGAGUGAGGAUGAGGAGGAAAGUGCAAGGAAAGUUCUGGUGUUUGCAGAUGGAAAGGGAGGGGCGGCUGAGGGGCAAGGGGGGGAGGAGAGUGGGGAAGAAGUUUUGAAGGAGGGAGCGGAGGGUAAAGGUGAAGGAGGGAAGGAGGGAGAUGAGGCGGGUGCAGAAAAGGACAAGGAAAGAUAUGUCACAGGGGAAGACAGCGAGAAAGCGUGUGAGGAGGGUGUGCCUAAGGAAGGCAGAUCCGAGGAGGGUUUAUCCGAGAAGGAGAGCAAGGGUAAGGAGGAGGAGGAAGAGAAGAAGGAGGAGGAAGCGAGCAAGCCAAAGCAAGAGGCGGUCAAGGCAGGAGGGGUGUGGGACAUGAGCACGUGGAACGCUUUCCUGGAGCCCCUUGGGUUGAAGGUUGGUGCGAUAGAUGAGAAGAAAACCGACGCAGGGAAACCGGGAGCAGCAGCAAGCAAAGAGGGUGGGAAAAGGGACUCAAAAGCAGCUGCUGGGGCAGUAUUCGGGAACUCAGGUGGGUUACCAAGGGAUACAACAGAUAGAGAGGGGUCUGGAGUGGUGAAAGAGCUGGAAAAGGGGUCGGAGGAGAACAGGGAAGAAGAGGAUGUGGACGAGGAUACAAGGAGGGGGUUAGAGGAGGUGGCAGCAGUGGUGCAGAGGCUGAGUUUGAAGCAGGUGUAUGAAGACGACGCAGAGGAGAGUGCAGUGCAGGUGACAAAGGAAGGGGUCGCUGUGCUUGCUCCCUGGGUGUGUGUGUCCGUGCCCCGCUUGGCUCGAACCGGGGGUGCAUCGAGGGUUUCCUCAGUGAAAUCGGCUUCCAGUCAUGCGAGUGCGGCGGAUGUGGCGGCUGCUGCUGCUGCUGCGAUGGUGAAUGCUGCGAGUUGGGAUGUUGGUGGUGGCAGCAGGGGCAGUAGUGGUGGCAGCAGCAGCAGGGGUAUUGGCGCCAGCAGCAGUGCGGGUGGCAGCAGCAGCACUGUUAACAGGAGUGGCAGUGGUCGUGCUGAUGCUGUGAGGAGCAGCAGCAGUGAGAGUGGUGGCAGCAGCAGCAGCAUGAGGGGCAGUGAGGGCGCACUGCAUGGGAGAGCCGCGCACAGAGCAUCGUCUCACGGCGCUCCCAGCACCACAGCAGGACCUGCCACUGCUGCUGGGGCCGCUGUCUCUGCUGCUGCAGCUGCUGCAGAUGCCUUCUGGCUGUCUGGCUGGAUGGCUGAGGGCACUGCCACAGCUACUGCCACAGCCAGCAUUGAUACUACAGCCGCUACAGCCACAGCUGAUGCUACAGCCACCACUGCUAUGGCUUCAACAGACGCUACAGCUUCAGCUACUGCUGCUGCCACGGGCACAGAUUUCUAUUAUGACAGUGACCAGGGGUUCCCGCUGACGGACGGUCCAGAUGCGAUCAUGGUCGCUGUGAUCUCGAUCCUAGGGCUGCUAUCAGACUCAGGCUUCCUGCGUCUAUCCAAUCCGUCAGUCCUAGGGGUGGUGCCUUCCACUCAAGGGCUGGGGGCGGUGGUGACAGAGAGGGCAGGGAAAGACCGCAGCAAUGUGGGGGCGUGGGCGGUGUACGGCGUGCAAAGAGCCCUGCAGCUGGCGCCCAGGAGGCUGCUCACGCCUGCUGUGUACCACGCCCUCAUGACUGCUGUGCUGCGAUGCAAGGCCAUCGAUUCCCCCUCGGCCCUCCUCCCUCCGUCCACCUUCAUAGCCCCCUGGGAGCAACAGCUGCUGUUGGCUCUCCUGCGUGCGCUCCCCGCUGCCGCCCCUCACACGCAGCUCGCAGUGCUGCAGGACCUGCUGCUGCUGCUCUCCCUCAACCCCGCCAAUAUGCGCCUCCUCACACAGUCACCGGAGUGGCCCGAGUGGCUGCUGGAGAUUCUGCUGUCAAAUCUCGAGGAAUUGCCCUUAACAGGCUCCGUCCAGGCCACAGCAGGGCAGGCAGGAGGGCGGGACGAUGACAAGGACAGGACUAGCUAUCCCAGCAGCAUGAGUGGCUCCGCUGCAGCACGCAGCAGCACGAGUGUACAGGAGGACGUGAACGAGCUCAUCUUCAGCUUCUUGGGGAUAGUGUUUGAGCACUGCCUGACAGUCAAGGACGGGUGGAAGGUGUUGGAGGCAACUUUCCAGUGCUUGCAGUGGAAGGCUCUCAUUGGGGGAAGCAGCGUGGGAGUGCAACUUAAGAGGAGGGAGGCCGCCAUGGUAACCAUCCACCGCAGACUGUUACACGAAGCCCUCGACUUCACCGCCUCUCACCUCCCCACAAAACCCCCUCCUCCUUCUCCCUCUCUCUCUUCCCCCCCACCCUCUUGCUCUCCCCUUGACAUCCUCUCCCCUCGCUCCUCCUCCACCCCUCGCCCCUCCGCCACUCCUACCCCGGCUGCUGCUGCUGAUUCUCCUCCAGCUGCUCCCUCAUGCUGUCUGGAAAACGCAGUGGCCCUGCUGAUGCUUCUGGAGGAGUUCCUUCGAAUGCAGGCUGAAAAACGGAUGGACAUAGGGGAAGAGGGGGAGGACGGGGAGGAGGAGGGUGGGGAUGGGUUGGUUGAGGGUCAGAGGGUUGGUAAGCAUGGUUUGCAAUGGACGGUGGUGGACGAGGAGGGGGAGGGGGAGGGGAAGCGCAAGCCGAGGCCUGCUGCUUGGUCCGAGCCGACUGAGGCUGCUGCUGCUGCGGCAAUACCUGUGACUGAACCAGUGGCAGCAAGUGCAGAAGCAACAGCAGAAGGAACAACAGCAGAGGGCACCGAGAGCCCUGCUGCUGCUCCUGCUGCUCCUCCUGCAUGGUCGGCUGAGUUCUCGGCCUUGGACUCUGAAGCUAGCACCCAGACGGCCCCUGCUGAUUCUUCUUCUGCUGCUGCAGCUGCUACAGCUCCUGCCUCCAAUGGUGCCGGGUGGGUGGCAGAGUUCCCUCUGAUCGACCUCAGCUCGGACGCCCUCCCUGCUGCCGCUGUCACUGUCACUGUCACCACCACGACACCAGCACCUGGCGCAGCUCAGUCUGCCUCUGCAUCAUCGGCAGCAUCAGCACCAGUAGACGCAUCGCCUGCAGCAGCGGUGGCAGUGCCAGCGGCAGCAGCAGCAGCUGGGUUGCAUUUCGAUCUGCUCACAGGGUCCUUCUCUCCCUCCAACCUUCCACUGCAACCCACCGUCUCCCCUCCCCUGGGCCCCCUGUCAUCACCACCGGGGUCAGCUUCCCUUAUCUCACUCAACAGCCCCCAGCAGCAGCAGCGACAGCAGGCACAGGCACAGGCAUCACCUGCCUUCGGCUCAGCAAUGGAAAGGAACCGCAAGAAGCACAAGCCACGGCGGUUUAAAGCCGUCCAGUCCGCCUUAGCUAGCUACGGCUCCAUCGCCCAAUCGCUGCCUGACAGCUGGCGGCGCCGAUGCCGGCUGUGGUUCGGAGAGGGUGUGGAGGAGGAAGGGGGGGAGCCGGUGGGGUGGGGGGGUGAGAGAGGAGGGAAAAGGGGGAAGGAAGGGGAGGAGGGAGGAGGGGUGGGUGGGAGUGCGGAGGGGAGCAGAACAGAAGUAUCUGCUUUGGAGCAAGUGUUGAUGGAACUUGCAGAGCCACCGAAGGAAGAGGAAGAAGAGGAUGAGGAGGAAGACGAGGCAGGGGUUUGGAUAGACCUGCGACUGGUACUUAAGGGCGUGACUAUUCUGAAGGGUAUGCUUCUAGAGAAGGAGGGGGUGGCGGCUUCAGAGUCAGGCGUGCUGGCAGUGCUGGGUGUCGUGGGCGGCGCAGGGAUGAGCGAGGCUCUUAAAGGGGUGUUGGAGGACGACCAGUCGCUUGUGACUAUACUGAGGGUGGUGCUAGUGGCGGCUAGGGAGACGGAUGGGGGGGAGAUGGGAGGCGAGCUGGUUAAGAAGGGGGUGAUGGAGGGGGAGGAAGUUACGGAGAAGGUUCUGAGCUCCCUGUUGUGGAGGGUCCUUGCGCCUCUGCUCACCACCUCUCGCCUCGACCAGCGCCAGAACUGUGCUCUCUCCGUCGCUGCCAUUUUGCACACUGAGAUCAUCCACUCAAUCGGCCACGAUGGCACCAUCCUCCGCCCCACCUUCCUCUCCCUCCUCCUGCCUCCCUUCACCGCCCUCCUGCGCAAGUGGCGCCCGGCCCUGCGCUGCCUGCGCCUCCUCUCGGACCACACAGGCGCCUCCCCCCUCUCAGACCCCAACAACCCCGCCCUAGCCACCGAUGCCACCCCCUCUGAAGCUGCCCUUGCGUUCCUCUCCCCUCUGUGGGUCGCUGCGUUUGCCUCGCCGCCUGCUGCUGCCUGCCUGGCUGCCACUGCUGCUGCCACAGGCCCUUCGGCUGCUGCUGCUGAUUUUGUUAGCAGCAGCAGGGGUGCUGUUGGUGGCUUUAUGAGCAGCAGCGGUGGUGGUGCGGGUGGUGUAUCCUGGAGCAGCAGCAGCAGCAGUGGUGCUGGUGGUGCUGGGAGGGGGGGCCGAGAGAGGAAGUUAGGGCUUAUGGAUCGGCUGUACGGGCUGACAGAUGGCAGGCAGAGAGUGGACGGCACUCCCGAGGGUGCCACGUCAGCGAAGCGACGGGAGAGGGGGGACAUCCAGAGGUCAUCGCGGUGGAGCCUGUGGGACUCUUUAGAGGGCGCGUGGGGGGAUGUGAUUGGUCUCAAGCAUGCUGCUCUCAGUGCCCCGUUCCCAGUCACAGUGACGCAAACCGCUGUGGAUUCAACCGCUGCUGCCAACCACCUGACUGCUGCAGAAAACAAAGACGGCAAGAGUAGCAGAGGUGGCAGCAGCAACAUCAGCAGCAGCAGGGAGUGGGACGAGGUGGAGAUGCGGUACAGCAUCUCCCUCGGCCCCCGAGUGGGCGGGCUGCAGCUCUUUCUCGCCUCUCUGCAUGACCUGCUCUCCUCACAGAGCCUGCAAACGGCAAAGCUUCACUCACCUAUCAUCAAGGCACGGGCGGCAGGGGGGCGCAUGUGGCGCUCUCUCAUUCGUCAGCUGCUCAAGUCCGGGCGGCUCUGUGGGGCUCGAUCAAGCCAUGAAGAAUUCCGCCAAUCACCAGUGGUGUGUUAUCUGGAUCGCAUGGAGACAUCCCUGCGCAUGCGCCGCCGCGUCAAGCCCUGCUUCACCAGAACUGCCACCGACGGGCUCCGUGCCGCUGCUGAUGCAGCAAGGGAUGCAGUGAGUGUUGGGGCAGCAGGUGCAGUCACAGCAGCACUUGAGACAGCGACUGUCGCAGCAGCAGAUUCAGCCACAGCAGCAGCAGGUGCAGCAGCACACGUGGAGGCAGUGCAGCGGCUGGGGGGGGCUCUCCCCGCCCCUCUAGGGGGCUUCAUGAGGGGGGACAAGGAGGAAGAAGGGAAGGCAGGAGAGGAGGGAGCAAACGGGGGAGGAGGAGAGGAAGUGAAGGACGGAGGCGUGGAAGAGGGAGGCACGGAAGGGGCUGUUAUUCCAAGGGAAGGGUCAGGGAGUGUGGUGGCAGAGGAGGGAGCAGGGAGGAAAGAGGGAGGCGAUGUUACGGGUGGCGUUGAGGGUGGUGUGAAAGAUAAAGAGGGUGGCGUGAAAGGUGUAGAGGGUGGUGUGAAAGAUGUAGAGGGUGGUGGGGCUGCAGGGAGGAAGAGUAGGUCAAGUGGACAGUCAGCUCAUGGGGAGCAGAGAGUGAAACCGGGCGGCAUGGAGUGGACGCUAGUGGCGGAUGCGGACGGCGAGGAGGUGCUUGUUGACGUGGCAGCAAUGAUGGUGCAGCCGUUGAGGACGGUGAAGGGGCGGCUGGUGGUUACCACCACGCGCCUCUGGUUCCAUGUUGACCCCUUGGUGCAGUUCCGAGAGAGGGGGCGGGAGGAGAAGGGAGAGAAGGGCGAGAAUGGAGAGACAGGAGGAGGGGGUGCAGGGAAGCAGGAAGAGAGUGGGCAGAGUGACGCCAAUCAGGAGACACCGGUUCCUAAUGGAGGCGUGGGGAGAGGAGUUGGGGGAGAUGGGGCUGUGCGUGGGGAUGUGGGCGAUCGUGUUUGGCGGCUGUCGUCUGUGCGAGAAGUGCUCACCAGACGGUACCUGCUGCGGCGCUCUGCCCUGGAGAUAUUCAUGAUCGACCGCUCCAACUUCUUCUUUGCCUGUGAGGGCGCGGAGCAGCGCAAGAGAGUGCACCGCGCCAUCGAGAGAGCCCACCCGCCGCACUUCCAACACCUCUUCUCCGCCUCGCAGCGACCUGAGAACAUUCUGGAGAAGCUUCAGCUCACGAAACGAUGGGUCGACAGAGAGAUCACCAACUUCGAGUACCUCAUGCAUCUCAACACCCUAGCUGGCCGAUCCUUCAACGACGUCACUCAGUACCCCGUGUUCCCUUGGGUGAUUCAGGACUAUACCUCAAAGGAGCUCGACCUCACCAAGACAGCCACAUUCCGUGACCUCUCAAAGCCCAUGGGAGCGCUGACCCAGCCUCGCCUGGGCAAGCUGGUUGAGCGCUAUGCCUCGUUUGACGACCCUGUGAUCCCCAGGUUCCACCAUGGCACUCACUACUCCAGCGCUGCCAUUGCCUCGCACUACCUGCUGCGUUUGGAGCCCUUUACCUCCCUCGCGCUAUCCCUGCAAGGAGGCAAGCUGGACCAUCCGGACCGGCUGUUCCGAGAUGUGGCGAGCACGUGGCAGGGGGUGACUACCGACAUGGCUGAUGUGAAGGAGCUGAUCCCCGAGUGGUUCUGCCUGCCAGAGAUGUUUCAGAACGUCAAUGGCUUGAGCUUGGGGAGCACGCAGCAGGGAGACGAGAUAGGCGACGUGGUGCUGCCCCCCUGGGCUGACAGCGCCGUGGACUUUGUGCACAAGCAGCGGGCGGCGCUGGAGAGCGAAUAUGUCAGCUCUAACCUGCACCAUUGGAUCGACCUCAUCUUCGGCUACAAGCAAACGGGGCCAGAGGCAGUGAAGGCGCACAAUGUGUUCUUCUAUGUCACCUACGAGGGGGCAGUUGACAUCGAUUCCAUUCACAACCCUGUCACUCGGCAGGGCCUGCAGGAUCAGAUCAAGUACUUCGGCCAGACGCCCUCCCACCUCUUCACCGCCCCGCACCCCAAGCGCAUUCCUCUCGACCGAGCUCUGCACCUGCAAACCAUAUUCCGCAAGCCCAACGAGAUCCUCCCAUACGUGCUACCCCGUCCCGAGACCCUCAACGUGCCUGCCGCCCGGCUGCACGCCACGUCUGAUGCGAUCAUCACCGUUGAUCACAACGUGCCAGCCUGUCACAUUGCCGUGCACCAGUGGCAGCCCAACACGCCGGACGGCCACGGUUGGCCUUUUCUGUUUCAGCCCGGGCGGGCGUCUCUUUCGGGCGGCGCACUCCUCCGCAUGCUCAAAAGCUCAGCCCCGGGGUUCGGAGCUGGUAGCAUAGUGGCCGGCCUAGGCAUGGGUAUUGGGGGAACCGGCUUGGGAGGGUUAAGUGGGGGAGGAGGAGGGGCAGGAGGGGGUUUGGGGGGGGUUGGUUCAGGAGGGGGGGGAGGGGCAGGAGCAGCAGGAGCCGGAGGAGGAGGGGGAGGAGGGAUGGUUUCUGAGACGUCGAUUUACCCGCGGCUGCUUGCUCUUCCUGCGAGGGGCAUCCGCCGCCCGAAGGAGCUGAUGGCGAUCACGCCGGAUGGCAAGCAUCUGAUCACGGGCGGCCACGCGGACUUUUCAGUGAAGCUGAUCUCGGUGGAAAGCACCCGAGUGGUGGAAUCAGCAGCGGUGCAUACCGCUCCUGUGACCGCCCUCAGCCUGUCCCAGGAAGGGGCAACGCUGGUGACAGGCGCAGCAGAUGGGACGGUAAUGCUGUGGCAUGUGAACACGUCUGCGUCGCUUGCUGCUGCUGCCUCGAGUCUCGCUGCUAGCAUGCUGGGAACGGCAGAUAACUCUUCUCAGUCUUUCACUGGAGGGCCGCAUGACCCGAGCCUCGUAUCGACCCCUGAAGCGGCAACUACCAGUGAGGAGGAUGAGGAAGAGGAGGAGGAGAGGGAGAAGGAGGAAAGGAGGAGGCGAGGUAGUGGCAGUUCCCCUGCUGCAGCUGCAGCUAGGAUGCUCUCUGCUGCUGGUCGGGCGUCCCUAGAGCAAGUAAAGAAGAAAAUGAGGCGACUAGAGGGUCCGGUGCAUGUGCUGAGAGGCCAUACCGAUGAGGUGGUGUGCUGUGCCGUGUCAUCAGACCUAGAUAUUGCCGCCUCCUCCUCUCUCUCCUCCGGUGUCCUCCUCCACUCCAUCAUGCGUGGAAAGUUUCUUUGCACGCUGCCUGGGGUCGCCCGGGCAGACGUGCUCGCAAUUUCUCCCGAGGGCCUGGUCGUGGUGUGGGAAUUAGCUAUGCGCGCUUUAAGGGUUUUUACGAUUAAUGCUGAGCCGGUGGCGGCUGUGGGCGUGCCUGAGGAGGAUGGGGAUGUGAGUGCGGUGCAGAUCUCUGCAGAUGGGUUGUAUCUGGUGGUUGGAACAGACUGCACCAGGUGGAGGUAUAUGAGGGAGAAGGAGAGGGAGAGGGAGAGGCAGAGGGCAGCAGUGAUGGUGGGUAAGAGUGUGGGGGUGAGGAAAGUGGGUGGAGGGGAGAAGAGGGGGAAAGACGGAGCAGGAGGAGAGAAGGAGGAGGAGGGGGAGGGGUUGGGGCGAGGGGGGGAUGGGAGGGAGCCGUUUGAGGAGGAGGGGUUGCCGAACUGGAGGGAUUCGGAUGAGGGGGGGUCAAAGAGGGAGCGCGGGUCGGCCAUUUCGCUGCUCGAGAUCUUCACUCUCAAGGCUCUGUAUCGCUUCAAGCUGCCAGAGAGCAACGAUGUGACGGCGCUGGCGCUCUCAGCCGACAACACAAAUCUCAUCUGCUCAGCAUCUGUCGUCCUAUCCCCUGGCCACCUCAUUCUCUACAGUAACCCCAUUCUAAGUGUGAAGAUGGUGGAUCAGAUGCUUAGGCUGGGCUGGGAGGGAGGGGGGCUGCAAUCGAUGAUGCAGCAGCCAGAGCGAGCCUCUGCUUCCCCCCCAGUUUCCACCACCCCCUCUUCCUCCUCCCCUGCCCAAAGCGCCUCAACUAUGUCUCCGGCUCGCAUAUCUGGCCUCUACUUGUGAAACUGCUACAAAGAAAAUAACAUGCGUUAUAGAAUAUUGGAGAUUGCCUAGAAAACAGUUAUCAAUGUUCAAGGUAAACUUUACCUGUGAAGUAGGAAGUUAUUGUGCGAGCAUUGCGAAACGAGCCAGAAUGAUCCGUUUCUUUUAUAACGAGUGUUAUUAUCGAGUAGCG
Closterium sp. NIES-67 is the source of this 13969-nucleotide messenger RNA. Lineage: Eukaryota; Viridiplantae; Streptophyta; Zygnematophyceae; Desmidiales; Closteriaceae. The record is from the annotation of a GenBank genome assembly.